AUGGAUUUAACUGCCAAAGAGGAAAUGAAACCAGAAAUAGAUGAGCCGGAUUAUGUGAAAAUGGAGGUUGAGGAGAAACCGGCAGAACCUGUUAUCCCUGAACCGGAGCCUCAACCUGAAGAGGAACCUGUUAAAAUAGAACCAGAACCAAUCAAAGAGGAAGUGAAGCCUAAAAAGGAAGAAACUAAGGUAGAACCGGAAUCUGAUGAAGAAAAACCUGUUCCAAAACCAGAGGUGCUGAAGGAAGAAGUUAAAGAGGAGAUUAAAGAAGAACCAAAAGAAGUUAAAGAAGAGAGUCCAAAGAAAGAGUCUCCCAAAGUGGAAGAAAGGGAGCGUAGAACUAGACGAGAUGGCUUAAUUUUUGACGAUGAAAGACCAGCUACUCGGGAAUAUACUGCCAAGUCCGCGUGCCACGACCGAUCGUCCAGGUCCAGUAGAAACACUUGCACAAACCAGGAUUCUUUGGAUGAUAAAACUGAUGAUUCGCAGGACAAACUGCCAACCAACAAGGAGAAAGAUAAGAAGAAAAUGACUCGCGAGGAGCGUAAAAUGGAAGCUAUUAUGAAAGCGUUCGAGCGCAUGGAGAAAGCGGAACAGCGAAAGCAGGAGGUGAAAGAGCGGCAAAAGCGAAGAGAGUCAGACCCUCACCCCAACGCAGUGGACAAGGAUGAUGAUGAUGACUUCCAGUGCAGCUCCAAGAAAAGGAAGAAACGCAAAGGCCGAGCCCGAACCACUUCCCAAUCCAACCGUCGUCGGCUGAACUCUGCCGACAGCGACAUGGUGACGUCAGGAGACGAGCCACGAACGCCGCCACGAGCGACACGUAGGGACAGCGCGCCUCACAACAACGAGUCUGACAGGAACAACGAUGGGAUCAACGAGGUAAGUCGCACCAUACACUUGUAG
Molecule: messenger RNA, 906 nt
Organism: Leguminivora glycinivorella
Lineage: Eukaryota; Metazoa; Arthropoda; Insecta; Lepidoptera; Tortricidae
Exons: 3
Coding region: 1-906 (301 amino acids)
Source: RefSeq, a predicted model, not a curated record